Molecule: messenger RNA, 2104 nt
Organism: Brienomyrus brachyistius
Lineage: Eukaryota; Metazoa; Chordata; Actinopteri; Osteoglossiformes; Mormyridae
Product: adhesion G-protein coupled receptor G1-like
Exons: 12
Coding region: 189-1700 (503 amino acids)
Biological process (GO): cell surface receptor signaling pathway; adenylate cyclase-activating G protein-coupled receptor signaling pathway
Cellular component (GO): membrane
Molecular function (GO): G protein-coupled receptor activity
Source: RefSeq, a predicted model, not a curated record
ACCGUCUACCCGGAGGUUCUCUAUGUGGUUUCAGAAAGACGAAACUUCCUCUAACAGACGCUCACCGCGGUGCCUGACAGGAACAGACAGAACAGCGCUUACCAUACACAGCUGAAAGAACUAGAGUCGCGCUUUCAGGCAGAUUUAAAGUCACAUCUGCGAGAAACGGAGAGCUUGGGAUUUUUUAGAUGGAACGCUUAGUCCUCUUCCUCCUCCCCCUCCUCUUCAGUAGCAUCAUCUCCACACUGUCAAUGCCAUGUAGUAAAGUCAUGGAAUACUGUGAAGACAGUGGAAAACAUGAAUGGAUGAGAUGCUAUGAAAAAAACAUUGCAAACUGCUCCAUUGAGAAAACCAGGAGGUUCCCAAGAGUUGGGGGGAUUCUGGACGGUUUCAUUCAGGACUUCGACUCACCUGAAGAGGUGAACAAAGACACCGUAGGAGGACACAGUGUUCGCGUACCUAGCAGAGUUAUGAAGCGCAGCUGGACUCCCAGAAAGCGCGUGGCCGUGAUGGUUUUUAACAGCACCCUCUUUGAGGGAGCUGAUGGCAGUGAGUUCCUGGGAAACCAUGUGAUCAGUGUAAAGGUGGGCCAGACCCCUCUUCUCAACCUUUCUGAGCCUGUGAUUCUCACCUUCAGGUAUGAUCAGAAGGAUUUACUUGGAUCCUGUAAGUUUUGGGAAGAAGCAGAGGAAACAGUCAAUAAAACAGCGGGACGCUGGAGCACAAGGGGAUGUUCGACAAACCGAACGGACGGGGAAUUUAUAUGCAGCUGUGACCAUCUUAGUUUCUUUGCAGUGCUAGUCAACACUGGAUCUAUCAGCGAUGCUCACGCACGCUCCCUCAGUUACAUCACUUACUUUGGGUGUGGACUUUCCAUACUUUGCACCUCCAUUGCUAUCAUCAUGUAUAUAUAUAUGAGGAGACCUCCUCUAAAGACAGGGAGGGAGGAGCACUCGAUGGGGCUGCACCUCCAUCUGAUGGGGGCCCUGCUCCUGCUGCACAGCUGCUUCCUGCUGAGCGCAUGGCAAGCAGAGCGCGCCACCGGGGGCGGAGCCUGCUUGGCCCUGGGCCUGCUGCUCCACUGGGCCCUUCUCGCCACGUUUACCUGGAUGGGGCUCGAAAGCUUCCACCUUUACCUGCUGCUGGUCCGUGUGUUCAACAUCUACAUCAGGAGAUACCUGCUGAAGCUCUCCUUUGUGGGCUGGGGUGUGCCCACCAUUACAGUGGCUGUCUGUGCCUUUAGCAAUCCUUACGGCCUUCACAGCUUCCAGUCAGAGGAUAACACCCACAGCAGGACAUACACAGAGAUAUGCUGGAUUACAAACGCAACAGUGAGGCACGUCACCGUCACUGCCUACCUGACCUUGGUGUUCCUCGUUGGCGCUGCCAUGUUGGGCAUCGUCGUGAUAAAACUACUCCACAAAGAGCACAGAGGCACCGCAGCUCAGAAGCGGCACAUCGGCAGGAACUGCCUGACGCUGCUGUGCCUCAGCUGCAUCCUGGGAGUCCCCUGGGGCCUGGCCUUCUUCACCUAUGGGCCCCUGACCCUGGUCGGCCUCUACUUCUUCACCAUAGCAAAUGCCUUUCAGGGAGUCUCUCUCUUUCUGUGGUUUCUCUCUCUCACCUCCAAAUCAAACGCCAGCUCCACAAGAAGCAACCAGUCCACACGCAAGACUGAUAUCAGCUUAGGUCAACUGUAAAUUAAGCUGUGCUGACCCCCAGGUUUACAUUAAGGAGAAAAGUGUAGUUAAACCCUUCACAGCUUUGUGCAUGAUCAUUGUAAAAAUGUUUUAUUUGAGGGGGGACUAUAUUUAAAUAUUCGAUAAGCGAGACAGUCGUCUGUUGCCUGCACGAGCGACAGCCAUGAGGAUGAGAAUAAAAAUUCCCAGAACCCAGAUUCCACCGAUGGAAAGUCCCAGAAUCAGCAACAAAUCUACAAAAGAAAGCAACUGGUCAGACACCCUGGCCUUCCUGCCCAUCCUAAGCAUACUGGCACAGAAAAGGACAGUCAAAUAAUCCUGCUCUGCAUGAAGAUUUGAAUAAACCUGGAUAAGCAGAAACUAUUUAAAAAAAACACUUUGAAUAAAAGAAUUUUGCAAUGAAA